GCCAGUGCAACCGUAACCACCGCCAUCAAAACGUUGUCGUUUGGAACAAGGCGCGGAGAUCCAUUGCGCAAUUCGAUUCAAUUCCAUUUUCUCGUGCAGUUAGAAUCAGAUUCACAUUUCACCUAUCACGCAAUUUAGAUACCUUCAUUUCCUCGAAUUGAAGCCGCGUUGCGAUUUCUAGGGGGAAAAUAUUCCCCAAUUGUUCCUGCUACAGCUUCAAUAUUCGGUGCCCUCAUUUUGCUCAAGAGAAAGCGUGGAUUGUGUUGUUCUAUCGUUUCCAUGAUCGAUGCAAGGGUUUCUUCUGCUAAAUUGCAGUAGACGCCCGAAUCGGACAAGCGAUGAGGGUGGCGAUUUGGGUUCGUGAGAGGAUUAGGGUUUUCAGCGAAGGUUUUAGGGAUUUGUAGGGUUUAUAAUUGAGGGGCUUAGAAUGCUUUAGCUGGUGAUUUAAUUGAAAUCAGGGUGGUUUUUUUUUGGCUGAAACGAGACAAGGGUUGGUCUCGGUUUUCCCUUGGGGGGGUUGAUGAUGGUACAUUGAGGAUGGUGAGGCUUUUAGGAUUGAAUCGUAGGGAGGCAGAUGAACCAAGGGAAAUUGUUUCGAGGUCCAAUCUGACCAGUGAGUCCAGUGAAAAUGGUUGGCUCAUCAGGUUCUUUGAUUCCUCGUUCUUCUGCGAGUGGAUUGCUGUUAGCUACUUGUACAAACAUGAUCACUCCGGGGUUCGUGAUUAUUUGUGUAAUAGAAUGUAUACACUUCCCUUGCACGGGAUUGAGAGUUAUUUGUUCCAAGUUUGUUACAUGAUGAUACACAAGCCGAGCCCGUCUUUGGAUAAGUUUGUCAUAGAUGUGUGUUCUAAGUCGCUUAAGAUUGCUUUGAAGGUACAUUGGUUCUUAUUGGCGGAGCUUGAGGACUCGGAUGAUAAUGAAGGGAUUAGUAGGAUUCAGGAGAAGUGCCAGAUUGCAGCCACCUUGAUGGCUGAGUGGCCACCCCUGAUACGGCCUCAAGGUGCACCUUCAAGCCCUGGAGGUAAGAACCAAGUUUUGAAUAAGAUAUUUUCAUCAAAACAGCGGUUGUUGUCGCUAACAUCUUCACCGCCUACUCAGAGGUCUUUGUCAUUUACGCCUUCUUCGGGGAACAAUUUGCAAGGGGAUGGUAGUCCGCAAUCUCCUGAUGAAAACAAGUUAUUUAAGAAAUUUAUGCCAGGUCCAAAGGUAAGAGAUGCUUUGCUUUUUAGGAAGUCAGUAGAGAAAGAUGAUGAUGAUUCUGAAAAGGAUGGUUUUUUCAAGAGGCUUUUAAGAGAUAGCAAAGGUGAUGAUGAGUUGGGCCAAAAAAUUCGAGAUGCUUUUCUCUUUCGUAAGUCAUCUGAGAAAUAUGAUGAAGACUCUGAAAAGGAUAAUUUCUUCAAAAGGCUCUUAAGGGAUAGCAGAGGAGAUGAUGAAGACUCUGAAAAGGAUGGAUUCUUUAAAAGGCUCUUAAGGGACAGUAAAGGUGAAGAUGAGGAUUUGGCCUCAAGUUCAGAGGGAUUUUUUAAGAGAUUGUUUCGUGAUAGCAAGAAUGAUUCCGAGGAUAAAACACUCACUAAAACAAUGGAAGAUGAAGAGAAGGAGGGAUUUUUCCGAAAGUUUUUGAGAGAGAAAUUUGAAGAUAAGAAGGAUGGAAAUGAUGAAGGAGAUACUGCUAAUUCUGAAGAGAAAUGUGUGAUGCCUUCUGAAGAGGAUGAAAAAGAAGGGUUUUUCAGGAAAUUCUUUAAGGAUAAAUUUGAGGACAAGAAAGAUACAAAUGAUAAAAUUGAAGACGCUACUACCAAUGUUGAGGAAGAGCCUUCUGAUUUUUCUUUGUUCAAAAGACUAUUUCGUGGGCACCAUGAGGAUGGUAAAAGUAGUUCAGCCAAUGAAAACAACAAUGGUGGCUUGCUUGAAAGUAGUCCAGGUACGGAGAAUUUUUUCCGCAAACUGUUUAGAGAUCGUGACCGUUCAAUUGAAGAUUCAGAGCUAUUGGUGUCAAAGAAGCAAAAGGAGAAGCGUCCUGGAUCGCCAACGCAGCAAAAUGAUAAAUUACGAACAAAGCCUCCACUUCCAAUUAAUCCAUCGCAGUUCCGGAAAGGAGCUUACCAUGAGUCAUUGGAUUUUGUGCUGUCAUUAUGUGAAACAUCUUUUGGGUUAGUGGAUGUAUUUCCAAUUGAAGAUCGCAAAUGUGCUCUGCUUGAGUCGCUUGCAGAGAUCAAUUUACAUUUAACAGAGGCUCAGAAUACUGGAGGAGUUUGUUUUCCAUUGGGAAAGGGCAUGUACCGUGUGCUUCAUAUACCUGAAGAUGAAGCUGUUCUCUUGAAUUCUAGGGAGAAGGCGCCUUACCUGAUUUGUGUUGAAGUUUUGAAAUGCGAAAUGCCAAGUAAUUCCAAGGACACAUCCAGUUCUCAGAAACUUUCUAAAGGUGGAAUUCCUUUGGCGAAUGGAGAUGCUUUCUUGCAAAAACCACCCCCCUGGGCUUAUCCAUUAUGGUCAGCACAAGAGGCAUAUCGUAAUAGCAAUGAUAGGAUGUCCAGAUCAACUGCUCAGGCUAUUGACCUGGCAAUGACCCAUGCAUCUGAGGCAAAAGUCAAAUUUGUUAGUUUGAAUCUUUCUGUGGAAACACAAUUACAUGGUCUGCUGGAGAAGACUGAAGUGGAUCUACGUGGUGAUAGUCAGCAUCCUGCUUCAAAUUGUAGAGAGAGUGUACGAGAAAUGGCAAGAGCAGGACAUGACAUUGAUGUGGAGUGGGUACGUGUAGUAUUGAAAGCUGAUCCUGGGGUUAGAAUGGAAGAUAUUGAGGAUCAAGCACCACGACGGCGGAAGGAACAUCGCCGUGUUCCAAGUACAGUGGCAAUAGAGGAAGUAAAGGCUGCGGCAGCAAAAGGGGAGGCACCUCUUGGACUCCCUUUGAAAGGUGCUGGUCAAGAUUCAUCAGAUGCACAACCAAUGGCUAAUGGAAUUACUCCCAAAGCCAGUGAUGCCUUGUCUGGUGAACUUUGGGAGGCAAAGAAAGAGAGGAUACAAAAGGCUUCUAUAUAUGGGAAAUUACCUGGAUGGUACUUGCGAUCUGUUAUUGUAAAGAGUGGGGACGAUUGUAGGCAGGAGCAUCUGGCAGUUCAACUUAUUUCACACUUCUAUGAUAUUUUCCAAGAAGCUGGUCUACCUCUCUGGUUACGCCCUUAUGAAGUUUUAUGUACUUCUUCUUACACAGCUCUUAUUGAAACAAUUCCAGAUACGGCUUCUCUACAUUCUAUCAAGAGUAGAUAUCCCAACAUCUCAAGUUUACGUGAAUUCUUCAUUGCCAAGUAUCAAGAAGAUUCUCCGAGUUUUAAACUUGCCCAGAGGAACUUUGUUGAAAGUAUGGCUGGAUAUUCCCUGGUUUGCUACCUUCUGCAGGUGAAGGAUAGACAUAAUGGGAACCUCUUAAUGGAUGAAGAAGGUCAUAUUAUACAUAUUGAUUUUGGCUUCAUGCUUUCCAAUUCACCUGGUGGUGUUAAUUUUGAAAGUGCACCUUUUAAAUUAACCCGAGAGCUUCUUGAGGUCAUGGAUUCUGAUGCUGAGGGCAUUCCAAGCGAGUUCUUUGAUUAUUUCAAGGUUUUAUGCAUUCAAGGCUUCCUUACUUGCCGUAAGCAUGCAGAGCGCAUUAUUCUUCUUGUUGAGAUGUUGCAGGACUCUGGUUUCCCCUGCUUUAAAGGUGGUCCACGGACAAUACAGAACUUAAGAAAGCGAUUCCAUCUCAGUUUAACAGAAGAGCAAUGUGUAUCUUUGGUGCUUUCACUUAUUAGCAGCAGCCUGGAUGCAUGGCGGACACGGCAGUAUGAUUAUUACCAGAGGGUUUUGAAUGGAAUAUUGUGAGAUAGUUUGUCAAUGGUGAUCAUAUGCUUGUUCCCUUUUGACUAAGCUUGCACGGUGAAUGCUCAUGAGUUAGGAUUGCAUUUAUAAGUCAUUGAAGGGUGGUCGGUUCACUGUGUUAUAGCUUUAUAGAGUUUUUGUGAUAUGUAAGAAUUAAUAGGAGGCAGUGUGCAGUCUCAUUUCUCCUGGUGGCUGUGGAAGGAAGAUUCUACCUCCAAAAGUACUUCAAUAGUCUAGGAGGCUAAAUUUACUCGAGCUGAGUCUUUUUGAUCUUUCCCCCCCUUUUUUAUUGUGAAUGAAGCUCUUCUACUUGGAGAAGUUGCAUCAGCCUCCUAAAUGCUGAGAGAUAGUGCAAAUUGUACAGUGAUUUUAGCGGGACUACAGGCCAGAUUUAUAUUGGAUGUUGAUGAGUAGUGCCUAAACUAUUUGAUUCAUCAAAGUCUUGGGGCUGCGUUGAACUGUUGAGCAUUUACUGAAAUGGUACGUUUUGGAUAUCCAUUAUCAUGGGCAGGCCUCCAGUAUUGAAUUGCUCUGUUAUCUCUUCCUGAUCUCAGAUUAUCUAUGGCGUCUGUCUUCCCAGAGUUGAUUCUUCAAUACUUACACUGGAAAAUUGUUAUCGAAAUUCUUUGAUGAUGUUUCAUUGUAUCAUGUGUAAUUGAUCUUUGUUUACUU
Molecule: messenger RNA, 4527 nt
Organism: Gastrolobium bilobum
Lineage: Eukaryota; Viridiplantae; Streptophyta; Magnoliopsida; Fabales; Fabaceae
Product: phosphatidylinositol 4-kinase beta 1-like
Exons: 16
Coding region: 538-3858 (1106 amino acids)
Biological process (GO): phosphatidylinositol phosphate biosynthetic process; phosphatidylinositol-mediated signaling
Cellular component (GO): membrane; cytoplasm
Molecular function (GO): 1-phosphatidylinositol 4-kinase activity
Source: RefSeq, a predicted model, not a curated record